AUGUCAAUUUUAUCCCCUUCCUUAAUUGAAAUUAGACUUGGGAUCAGCGACGCCAGAGAACCAACUUCGAUUCAAGACUCCCUAUUUGUCAGUGCACAAUUGGGAGAGCACGUCAUUUUCAUAUUGGCCCAGUGUUAGCCAAUCGGUGUCGUCUCUAUCUGAGCGCGACUCAGGGUGAUUGUGACGGUAGAGGUGCAGUGCUCCGAUAGGUAGGUUUAUCUUGAUUGACAGUCUCGCUCGGGCUCGGUAGUGGAUUCAGAGCGCUGUAGCUUUGGCGCUGUCCACACUGGAGCAGGUUCUGAAACGCGCCGCGCGCUCUUGCAGUGUUUGCGCGGAAAGGACGGAGGCUCGACCGCUGCUUCUCAGCUCCGGAGCGAUCACUCUGGAAGACCACCUUUCGGCGGACAUCCCUUGCCACAACACAGACAAAUUCCGUGGAUUUUUUACGCACGUACCGAGUGAUUCAAAACUUGUCCUCUUCGGGACAUUUAUCGGAUUUUUUUCCUCCAAAGUUCAAAUGCACAAUGGCUAUUUUUUAUUUUCUGUUUAACUUUGGCAAACAUUUUGAUUCGGGGUUCAUCUCAUGUACUUUUUAAUUUCAAAUGUCCACCGCGUACGUCUAUUGUUUGGGAUUCUUUUUCCUCCUAGGAAGACACGCGCUUUGAGCGAGUAGAAAAUCAAGAUGCAAUGGAUGGCUUUUACGUGAAUAUAAGCUACAGUGAACAUGGUUUCUCAGAAACCUCACCAGGAUUUUACAGAUCUCUGGUAGGGACGCGCUCUGACAGUCAGUGAACCUCGGUCACAGUUCACGGGUCACGGUCAGUGGAGCGAGGGUGCCAAUAUACAGCUUGGAAACGAGACUUCUACAUUUUUAUCUAUGAGUGUUCGGACUAAUAUUACAAUUGGUAUAUCGCCAGGACUUUUCUUGUAAUCCGGUUUUGAUGAAUGCACACUGAUGUCUGAGUUCCUUCACUCUGGAUUUGUAGAGGGUUGUAGGGUUGUACCCUGACCGACCAUUUGCAUAUACUUAAUAAUGGAUCAGAUAAACUGUAAUUUAUGAAUCACAUAUCUAAUUUUACUCUUGACCCAAGGACCUAGGUCUUCAUGUUCGAUUGUUUAUUUUCCAACCAAAGUUUCUGUGGACUUCCACACUGCUGAAACUGGUUCAUACGCACAGACCUUUAAAAGAACAAGAACAAGUGCAGGACGUUAAAGGAUUUUUGGUGGUUUUUCAAGGGAAGGCCUGUCCUGCAGACCGAUGGAAAUCCACUGCAAACACGACCCGUUCGCAGCGAUGCACCGGCAUGGAGGGGUGAAUCAGCUGGGUGGGGUGUUUGUGAACGGCCGGCCCUUGCCUGACGUGGUGAGGCAGAGGAUAGUGGAGUUGGCCCAUCAGGGCGUACGUCCAUGUGACAUCUCCCGCCAGCUCCGGGUCAGCCACGGCUGCGUCAGCAAGAUUCUGGGCAGGUAUUAUGAGACGGGCAGCAUCAGGCCAGGGGUGAUCGGAGGCUCCAAACCAAAGGUUGCUACACCCAAAGUCGUCGACAAAAUCGCUGAUUACAAACGCCAAAACCCCACCAUGUUUGCCUGGGAGAUCCGAGACAGACUGCUGGCAGAGAGAGUGUGUGACAAUGACAGCGUGCCCAGCGUCAGCUCAAUCAACAGGAUCAUUCGCACUAAAGUCCAGCAACCACCCGGCCAAUCAGGAGCUGUAUCUGCCCAUAACUUAGCCUCUACAGUGGCAGUGACCCAGGUAUCCGCAGUAACCAGCGACGCUGCAGGCUCCUCCUACUCCAUCAGUGGAAUUCUGGGAAUCAGCUCACCUGCCGAUGCAAGCAAGCGGAAAAGAGAUGAAACUCUACAGGAUUCUCCAUUGGUGAAUGGCCACGCCCAUUCAGGGCGGGACUUCCUGCGGAAGCAGAUGCGAGGAGAACUCUUUACACCGCAGCAGCUCGAGGUAUUGGACCAUGUCUUUGAUCGACAGCCCUAUCCUGACAUUUACCCCGUCCCUGACAGCAGCAGCUUCAAGACACCCGAUUACUCGGCUAUGGCAUCUUUGGCUGGCGGAUUGGAGGAGAUGAAGAACAGCUUGGCCAAUCAGACGGGAGCAGAGCUGGGUUCCACUGUUGCAGGUCCUCAAUCAUAUCCACUUGUGUCUGGUCGUGACCUGGCCAGCACCACGCUCCCUGGUUACCCUCCCCAUGUUCCUCCAACAGGGCAGGGUAGUUACUCCACACCCUCCCUCACAGGAAUGGUACCCGGAGGAGAUUUCUCUGGCAGUCCUUAUUCCCAUCCGCAGUAUUCAACGUACAAUGAGUCUUGGAGAUUUGCAAACCCCAGUCUACUAGUGUUCCAGCAGGAGUACGGUUCUUUACUGGGCUCAGAGAGAGCAGCUUCAUCGGGUCUAUUCCCAGGCCAAACCCCACAACCUACAGGAUCUCCGUACUACUAUAGCGCAGCCACACGGGGAGCAGGAACGGUUGCUACUGCGACUGCCUCAGCUUAUGACCGCCACUGACCAGCCCGACAGAGGAGAGGAGGAACGGCGAAGGAGUGGGCCAAACGAAAAGAAAGAGGAGCGGGAAUGGAUUGAUAGCAGCCACACAAGAAAGAAAAGAAGUGUAUGAGGAGCAGGAAGGAGAAAGAAGGUGACGAUGUUUUCCUGCCAAUUACAAUCAACAGUCCAAUCAGUAGCUUCAGCCGACGUGUCUAACUUCUGUUCAUUAGUGUAAAAUACACACUCAUUCACCUUUAUUCCUGUGGUCUCAGCUCACACUAAAUCUGUCAUCUUCUGUCAUUAAAGCCUUGCUUAUCCUAUAGUCUUUGCAUCUCUAUGCAGCCUGUUCUUAGAGAUGAUAAGGUGUUAGGAAUCAGUUCCAGACAAUCUACUAGUGGCAGCUUGAGAUGACCUACAUGCAUUUUUUUUUUUUUUGUCAUUUUGUUAUCUGUGUGAAUGUGGCAUCAGAGUCUGUGGCAGACUAAAACCAUGAAUUGUUUUGGAGAGAACCUAACGUAUAGAGUGAACGGAGAUUUAAUAGAGCUGGACAGAAAACUCAGGUCGGAAUAUUGGCAUUAUUUACAGUAAAAUUAUCCAGCGUUUGCUAUCAAUCAUGGGACACUUUCACUUGAAAAUGUAGCGUAAUUACGGUAGAGAUUUUACUGGAAGAUGCUGAAAUGUGAUGCACAAGAAUAUCUGAGCCCUCAGUUCUGAUCUAGGAGCAGUUUAGAUGUUACAGACUCCUUAUAAACUGAAUUACAUGCAAGUUUAGCAUUAGCCGCGAUGCGAUGGCUAAACAACAGGACUGUUGUGUGAUUCAGUCAUUGUGUAAUAUGUUGGAAAAUAGCAGCAUCAUUGAAAUAUUUAAGCACUGUUGUCAUGAAUAAGAGCAUCAGUAUUUUAAAGACUCCUCUCCUUCCUCUAUGUAGAUACAUAUUAUUUACGUAUGUACAGAAUACCCUUAUUCAACUGUACAUUGGUAAAAUUUAUAGCUAUUUAUGAUGGAGAGUAAUAUAUAUAAAUGUGUGUAAAAGUUUACUGCAGACAAAUGCUACUGCUAGCUAAAGGUUCUCUUGUUAAACCCCUGAUGUUUCAUUCCAAACACAAAUCAGUUGCAAUCAAAAGAGUUUGCUGGCAUUGAAUCACUGACAAACUUUUGUAAAGUCGCUCUAUUUUAGAAGGGGAAAACCAUUAGCGAUGCUAACUCUUCCCUAACAGGAAGUGAUGUCAUACUGUCUGUUCCUUCAAAUGGUCUCUUUAACCUCCCCAAAGAUGCUCUUCAGUAGUGCAAAUAGACACUCUUAAAAGCACAAAAUUAAUCAACUGUUAUCUAGAAAUUGCUUUUAUAUUUAAUUUUUUUCAUGCUCGUUCUCUCCGAGCGUAUUUUUUUUUAUUGCCUUCAUCCAUACUGCGCCGAGACAAUGCAUGAGACCAAGGUGGAGGCCUUACCAAACUCUCUAUGUAGCAACAUCAUGUCUGAGAAAACCUGUACAUAUAUCACUUACAACGACAAGAGCUUUCAAUAUCAUUGUUGACUGAUAUAUUGAUAUCUAACUUUAGAUUCUAGUAGACGAGAAAAGACAAAAAGUGUGCUUUAUUUAGCUAUUGUCUGUGAUGGGUGUUCCCAGUUUUUGAUUUCCUCGCUUUUUAUUUCAAUACACUGUGCAUUAGCUUUCGAAAAAGGGGAACACUGUAGUUUUAGUAGUGAGUCGCAAGCACCAAACCUUUGAUGUGAAAUAAGAAAAGAAAAAAAAGACAAAUCUAUGAAUCUAUAUAUAUAUAUAGAAGUUGAUAGUUUAUGUUUUUAUGUUGUUGCUCUGUACUGUAAAGUAGUAAUAGGUUUUUUGUAGAUCAAAAGUUGCACGUUAUGCAACUCUAAAGAAACCCUUGAUGCCGUUCACCACUAAUGACUACUGGUGAACUUUGACCUUUAAAACUUUAAAUCAGAGGCAUUAUGAACCUGAAGUACACCAGCUGAAAUCAAGGACAGUGCCUUUAUUUUUCUACCGAGUCAUCCAGAAUAAGUCGCUAAAUAGCGAAUGUGCAUGCAUUUCGUAAUGAGAUCCCAGCUUGAUGCCGAUGCCACUUCCCAUAAUUUUUAAAAGCGUUUUUUUACAUGCUAAUUUUACAAUCUUAUAAAAACUAAAAAAAAAUCAUAAAAUCCAUUUAAAUCAAUUUAAAAUCAAAUUAGAAACGACUAUCAAAUAUAAAACACUGGCCUAUACAAUAUUGUAAUCGCUCCCCACCAAAAUAGAAGAAGGUGAGAAGUAAUUUACACUUAUAGCAGAUAUAAUAUGAUUCAAUAAACACAAAAUGCACAAUAUCAACUGCACCAGCAAAAUCUCUUUCUCUUUUCCCAUCCCAACUCUAUUUUCUCUUCCUCCAAAUGCCAUCCAGAUUAUAAAUUCUUCAAGUUGGACGUUAAUCACCUUUGAAAAGAUUAAGGCUGUGUGAUUAAAACAUUAAUUUAGUUUAAUUGCACAUUUUAAGUUAUAAAUAGCUUGCAUAAAACAAGUUCAGGCAAGUUCAAUUAAUUAGCCCUAUGUUUUCUCAUUCACUCUCAUUCGCAAAAAGUGGCAAAAUAAGUACCCGGCUUCAAAUUGUACUUUAAAACAAAGUAGUUUACUCCCUAAAUAUGGUUUCGUAAUGACUCCAUAUUUAAAAUACAUUCCAAACUUAAGGCUGUGCGUCAUAAAUGAAACGCAUUCAUUUACUAAACAACCCUCAGUUUGUUGUCAGCAUCCCACUGUUUUCCGCACUUCAAAUAAAAAAAUUAGAAUAGGUGAGUACAAUGCGAUUUGACUUCAUUUUCCAGAUGAGCUAAAUUAGGUUCACGAUUUGAAAACGGGAAUAUUCUGUAUUCUAUUGAUUCUAAAAUUCCUAUGUGUGUCCACAUGACAAUUACAGGUUUCCCAAUGGGAAAAGCAGGCUUUUUUAAAAAAACAGAGGACUUGGUUAUCACCUUAUAGUGGCCUUCUGUGUACAAUCGAAAGCUCCUUCUGUAGUUUCUUUCCCAAGGGGUUCAUAAGUAUUUUUUACACGGUUUUUGAAGUAAAGAUGAAAGAUUUUAAGAAAGUUUGAAACAUUUUGAUGAAUUUAAUAUCAGUUCAAUUCAAAGGAUAAGUCUGACCAUUAACAUAUCUGUAGCAAAGUAUACUGUAGUGAUCAUUACAAAAAUAUUCAAAUUAUGAAAUAACCAACAUGACAGAAAGAGGAAGGCAAGAGAUAUUUGCAACAAGUAAAUUAAUGAAAUGCUUCUUUAAGAAAUGUGUGUGUUUUUUAUUGAAUUUUCUAGUAGUAACAAAAUCUUGGUGUUUUUCUCUACGUGUCGUGUGUUGUCUAAAUAUUUGAAUGUAUUUACUGCGGAACAAAAUUUGCCAAAGAUAUCAUGCCGCUUGAUUUCAAUCUUUUUGGUUCUUUGUGACUUAUUUCUUCAUUUGAUUAAAAUCUGUUGCUGGAAAUAAAUGUGAUUUGAUAUGGAUUUUCUAAUGGAAUUAUAUUGUUAUUGUUAUAUUAUUAUUAUGCUGAUGAUUUCUGUUUGUUUGUUUCAUUGUUGUUCAGGAUUAUUCAAUUGUUUGGCAUUCCUCCCAAUCCUUGAAACAGGGUCGUACGCUACUCUGUGUAUGUGCAUACGAGUGAAUGUUGUUUGUGAAUUAUCAAUUAACGUAUGGUGUUAUGUGAAUCUAAGAAGUAAUUAUUUGUAAAUAUUGGCCAUAAUUUUAUUGGUUCAUCAGAAUAAAAGUAAUUUUU
Messenger RNA from Carassius auratus (goldfish), 6247 nucleotides. Its product is annotated as paired box protein Pax-5-like. Gene Ontology annotation, biological process: regulation of transcription by RNA polymerase II; anatomical structure development. The transcript is spliced from 11 exons. The record is from RefSeq and is a predicted model, not a curated record. Lineage: Eukaryota; Metazoa; Chordata; Actinopteri; Cypriniformes; Cyprinidae. The coding region runs from base 1259 to 2518 and encodes 419 amino acids. Gene Ontology annotation, molecular function: RNA polymerase II cis-regulatory region sequence-specific DNA binding; DNA-binding transcription factor activity, RNA polymerase II-specific.